GGAAAAUGGCCGCUCGACGUGAUUCUAUUCACCGACACUGAGAACUCUAAAGUACAGAAAACUCUACAGUCUAAUCUGGAACUAUUGAAACAAACCCAACCUCAACACGGGGGAGUUUUUAAAUGAAUAAUGUCUCGCUGGGUGCCGACGAAGAAGGAGAAGUACGGAGUUGCAAUCUACAAUUACGAUGUCCGUGGAGACGAGGAGCUGUCGCUACAGAUUGGAGACACAGUCCACAUACUAGAGACAUAUGAAGGCUGGUACAGAGGUCACAGGCUGAGGAGGAAGUCCAAGAAAGGGGUCUUUCCUGCCUGUUACAUUCACCUCAAGGAGGCCACCGUUGAAGGCAAUGGGCACAAGGAGACGGUGAUUCCCAACGAGCUGCCUCUGGUCCAGGAGGUUACCACCACCCUGCGGGAGUGGGCUUCCAUUUGGAGAGACCUCUACGUGGGGGACAGGCGUGAGAUGUUUAACUCUGUCAGGGACAUGAUCUAUGACCUGAUCGAGUGGCGAUCUCAGAUCCUGUCAGGGACGCUCCCACAAGACGAGCUGACUGAGCUUAAACAGAGAGUCACCUCUAAGAUCGACUACGGGAACAAGUACCUGGAUCUAGACCUCGUGGUGAGAGAUAAAGAUGGCAACAUCUUGGACCCCGAGUCUACCAGCACCGUCUCUCUCUUCAGAGCCCACGAAGCUGCUUCCAAACAGAUCGAGGACAGGAUCCAAGAGGAGAAGUCUCAGAAACAGAAUGUAGAUCUGAGCAGACAGGCCAAGUUCGCCCAGACACCGUCCUUCGCUCUCUUCGUCACCCUGAAGAACGUGGUGUGUAAGAUCGGAGAAGAUGCAGAGGUCCUCAUGUCGCUCUACGACCCUGUUGAGUCAAAGUUCAUCAGUGAGAAUUACCUGGUGCGAUGGUCCAGUCAAGGCCUGGUGAAAGAUAUAGACCAGCUACACAACCUGAGAUCUGUCUUCACUGACCUUGGCAGUGAGGAUUUAAAGAGAGAGAAGAUCAGCUUUGUGUGCCAGAUCGUUAGAGUUGGACGGAUGGAGCUACGUGACAACAACACCAAGAAGCUGACCUCUGGGCUGAGGAGACCCUUUGGAGUGGCAGUAAUGGAUGUGACUGACAUCAUAACAGGCAAGAUGGAUGAUGAGGACAAGCAGCAUUUCAUCCCCUUCCAGCCGGUGGCCGGGGAGAGCGACUUUCUCCAGACCGUCAUCAACAAGGUCAUCGCUGCCAAGGAGGUCAACCACAAGGGACAAGGUAAAGUUAAUGUACAGGGAGGUGGGGGGUAAGAUGCUUGGAGUGGU
Oncorhynchus masou masou (cherry salmon) is the source of this 1311-nucleotide messenger RNA. Its product is annotated as dedicator of cytokinesis protein 1-like. Gene Ontology annotation, biological process: cell migration; small GTPase-mediated signal transduction; myoblast fusion. NCBI's taxonomy places the organism in Eukaryota, Metazoa, Chordata, Actinopteri, Salmoniformes, Salmonidae. The record is from RefSeq and is a predicted model, not a curated record. Gene Ontology annotation, molecular function: small GTPase binding; guanyl-nucleotide exchange factor activity. Gene Ontology annotation, cellular component: cytoplasm; plasma membrane. The transcript has 12 exons. The coding region runs from base 130 to 1296 and encodes 388 amino acids.